AGUACUACACAUCACAUCACAACUCGCGACGCUAUAAUAUUUGAGGUCGCUUAAUUUGUGACUGUAAACGAGAUAUAAAAUACACUACAACAAUGUGAAAGUGUUAAAAAUGAUUAAAUUAUAGCAGUAGCGCUUUUUAUGUUUUACUUCCUUCGUUUCCAUAUUCGUUAUUUCAUGUUUUCUUUACAAGUAAUUAUUAGUCGUAUUGUUACUGAAAAAAUUGUGUUAUGAUCAUAAUAAUGGCUUAUCGAGUUUUAUUAGUUCUUGUUCUUGCAAUUAUCAGUGUGAGUACUGAAGAAGAAACUUCUGCACCGAUGACUAAAGCUGAAAGAAUAAGUUUAAGAGAGGAGGCCCGGAAAAUGUUUUACCAUGCAUACAAUGCAUAUAUGGACAAUGCAUAUCCAGCAGAUGAGUUGAUGCCUCUCAGCUGCAAAGGGAGAUGGAAGGGCAUCACACCGAGUCGGGGUGACAUGGAUGACGCUCUUGGAAACUUUUCUCUGACGCUAGUGGACAGCUUGGACACGCUGGUGGUGAUGGGAGACUUCUCCGAGUUCAGCAGAGCCAUCAAACUUGUCAUCAAAGACGUCUCGUUCGACCACGACAUCGUAGUGUCCGUGUUCGAAACGAACAUCAGAGUGCUGGGGGGCCUGCUGUCCGCGCACGUGCUGGCAACGGCGCUAAAGCCGGAGGUGCCCGUGCUGCAGUGGUACGGCGGCGAGCUGCUGGCGCUAGCCGAAGACCUCGGACGCCGCUUACUGCCCGCCUUCAACACGUCCACGGGGAUCCCGCACGGAAGGGUGAACCUGCGGCACGGAGUGCGCUACCUACAGGAGUCGCGUGAGACGUGCACGGCGUGCGCGGGCACCAUGAUCCUGGAGAUGGCGGCGCUGUCGCGGCUUACCGGCCGCCCCGUCUACGAGCAGAAGGCCCACAAGGCCAUGGACAGGCUGUGGAAGAUCAGGCACAGGACUUCCGACCUAAUGGGCACGGUGAUAAACAUUCACUCCGGCGACUGGGUCCGCAAGGACUCCGGCGUGGGCGCCGGCAUCGACUCGUACUACGAGUACUGCCUCAAGGCAUACAUCCUGCUCGGCGACGAGAAGUACUUGGCCAGGUUCAACCGCCACUACAACGCCGUCAUGAAGUACAUCAGCAGGGGGCCCGUCAUGUUGGCCGUCCAUAUGCACAGGCCGCACCUCCAAUCCCGCAACUUCAUGGACGCACUGCUGGCGUUCUGGCCGGGGCUGCAGGUGCUGCUGGGCGACGUGCGGCCCGCCGUCGAGACGCACGAGAUGCUCUACCAGGUCAUGCAGCGCCAUACCUUCAUACCAGAAGCCUUCACCACCGACUUCCAGGUACACUGGGGGCAGCAUCCCCUCCGACCCGAGUUCCUCGAGUCCACAUACUUCCUCCACCGGGCCACCGAGGACGACCACUACCUACACGUGGGCAAGAUGGCCCUCAAAGCUUUACAGCAAUACACCAAAGUGCCUUGUGGCUACGCCGCAGUCAACGACGUCAGGACCCGAGUCCACGAGGACAGAAUGGACUCGUUCGUCCUAGCGGAGACCUUCAAGUAUCUAUACAUGCUGUUCGGUGAUGAUAAACAUAUGCCGGUCAAGAUGGAAGACUAUGUGCUAACGACGGAAGCGCAUUUCCUGCCGCUCUCCCUGGCCCAUGCGGGGAAAAACACUUCGUACUACAGCUUGAAAAUCGAUGACGAAGACGAGGACAAGUACAGAAAGACGUGUCCGAACACGGCUUCGCUGGUGGCGGAGAAGGUGCGGCAGCCGAUGCGGCAGUUGCUGGGCGCGUCUGCGGCGCGGCCGCCCGCGCGCCUGCGCCCGCUCAACGACCCGCGCCAGGUCCACGCGCUCGCCGACAUGGGCAUCUCCGUGCUCACGCUGCCCGAUGGCAGGGUGCAACUGCUCUACACGACCAAUACGGCCAAGUCAUCAAAAGAUGCAGCAGAAGGACUGACGUUUAUGCGCGAGAUGUCCAAGUGGAACUCCAUGAGCGAUGUAGAGAAUGGUGUGACACCAGUGGGUGUGGAAGUUCGCGGACGCGUGUUUCCUGCGGGCCCGGGUCACUUCGGGCGCGAGGUGCGCGACGCGCGCCUCUCCGGCACGCCCGCCCGCGCCUACCCGCUGGACGCCUGUACGCCGCUCGACAACGCCGCCAACCUUCAGGGCAAGUUUGCCGUCGCGCAACGGGGACACUGCACAUUCGCUCAGAAAGUCAGAAAUAUACAAAACGCGGGCGCCAAGCUCGCCAUUGUCGUGGACAACGUGCCCGACUCCACGCACACGGUCACCGCCAUGUUCGCUAUGUCCGGCGACGGCAAGGACGACAUCCAAAUACCGGCCGUGUUCCUCUUCACUCGGGAGGGCGACUACCUGUUGGACGCCAUGAGAGAGGACCCCGAUUUGAUCGUUACCGUUGGCGAGCUCAAGUCGCUCAAAAGACAGUACGAGAACACCUGCGAAGACGACAAUUGCGAGGCCGUUUUGGAAACAUCGAGCGGGCCGGCUGAGUCGGAAUCGUUUGAUCACCUCAAAAAAGUACUCAGCCAAUUAGUGGCGCAGUUUGAACUGUCUUUAUCGCACGAUGAGAGCGGCGGUACACAGGGGCAGCGCUGCGGCAACGAGGUGUUGGACCAGCCAUUUCAAAACGAUAAAGUGAUCAGUAACGAAGACCCUCCGGCUGUUCCUGUCGACAGAGAAAGAACAACCGACACGCCCGACACCGCCUCCGACGAUACGUUAAAAAUAAACACGGUCGCUACGCAUGUACAUAAACCUGACGAUCUUUGAUGGAGUCAAUAAUUAUAUCAAUUUGUAUAAAGUGAUGUAAAAAUAUUGUAUAUACUAUUUGUAAGAUUUAACAUAACGUCGACACAAUGAUCCGUUGACGUACAGUCACCUGCAAUAAUAUUAUGUUACUCUUCGAAGGCCGCAAAAAUAUGUGACACGCUCUUAUGGCUCUACGAAUAAGAUCGUGUCAGAUAUUUUUGCGGCCUUCGUUGUGUAACAUAUUAUUGCAGUGACUGUACCCCAAACAUAGUUUAAAGAAUAAAACAAAUAUGGUGGCGAAUAUGAUUUUAGUUCAAUGCAAAUAUGGGGAGGCAGUUUCUGUAUACCUACAAAUGUAUCCCGCUCGCUCGACUAAUCCGUUGCUUGAACGCAUCGGCAUUCCUUAUAAUCCCUCCUGGAUAUCUGAACACUCUUGUUUAUUUGUCAAUGAAAGGACGCAGAAUAAAGGUACAUAUGCAGUGUCUUAUUUGUUGAUUUUUAUUGGUACUGUGUUAUCUCUUUUCGUUUUUAACCUUAGAGAAGUAAGUGUGCCAACUCCAUACGGAGCUAAGAUUUAAGCGAGUUUUAAACUUACUAAUACAUAAUACGUUUUAUAAUUUUAUUAUUAUUAAAUAAGGAAGCUGAUGUAUGGAGUUAGCACUGGUGAGCACUAAGCUGACUUAUUUCUCUAUAGUUUAACUCCGUAUUUCCUCCAUGGGCAGCUUAAGAUCGCUUUACACCUGACGUUAGCAUUCGUUCCUAACUACCAAGUAUGCAGGAUGCUACACAAUAGAAGCUACUAGAAGGAAGAAUGCUACACGUAGGACAUACUUAUGUUAGUGGUCGUGCUAACUAGUCUGAGCGGUGUAAAAUUAGCGUAAAAUGUUUCUCCUGAACUUGAUAUAUUUAACAAUGUUUUAUUUAAUUGUACAAUAAAACCUUGUUCUUCUCGUCUGAUGUUA
This is a messenger RNA of Cydia strobilella, 3754 nucleotides long. RefSeq names its product ER degradation-enhancing alpha-mannosidase-like protein 3 (gene Edem2). Gene Ontology annotation, cellular component: endoplasmic reticulum; membrane. Lineage: Eukaryota; Metazoa; Arthropoda; Insecta; Lepidoptera; Tortricidae. The coding region runs from base 228 to 2813 and encodes 861 amino acids. The record is from RefSeq and is a predicted model, not a curated record. The transcript has 10 exons. Gene Ontology annotation, molecular function: mannosyl-oligosaccharide 1,2-alpha-mannosidase activity; calcium ion binding. Gene Ontology annotation, biological process: mannose trimming involved in glycoprotein ERAD pathway; carbohydrate metabolic process; endoplasmic reticulum mannose trimming.